This is a messenger RNA of Lytechinus variegatus (green sea urchin), 5914 nucleotides long. Its product is annotated as nuclear valosin-containing protein-like. NCBI's taxonomy places the organism in Eukaryota, Metazoa, Echinodermata, Echinoidea, Temnopleuroida, Toxopneustidae. Gene Ontology annotation, cellular component: nucleus. Bases 373 to 3270 code for a protein of 965 amino acids. Gene Ontology annotation, biological process: ribosome biogenesis. The transcript has 25 exons. The record is from RefSeq and is a predicted model, not a curated record. Gene Ontology annotation, molecular function: ATP binding; RNA binding; ATP hydrolysis activity.
UAUGGAGCGUAGUCAGCUGCCGGCCUGCACAUGUUCCAUGACAAUAGCUGCUUUUUGACUAUGUACGGCCAUAAACCGGAAUGAAAUUAUUACUUCUUGUAGUCAUCUGAUCAAAACAUAAUUGAUGAAACAUCAGUCCUGUUUAGAAUUCUCAGUGAGUUCAUUUUUUAUAUUUAAUUGCAAUGUUAUGCUCCAAAACUAACGUUGCAAACAUCUGCAGUCCCAUGCAUGCAAAUUUACGUGUUAAGUUCGAAAUUUUCAUCAGAAAAACUACAUUUGGUCACAGACACAGUGCGAUAAAAGUUGCAGUGGAAAGCAUAGCAGAAGAUUUUAAGAACUUCAAUUGUACAGUAUUUCUACUUGAAGUACAAAAUGUCUCCAGGAAAACAUUCCAGACAGAGUAACAGUGAUCGCAAACAGUGCUCAACCAAUUACUAUGGAGAUCGUUUACUUCUCAAGAGAGUACAGGAGUAUGUUGACUCCGAAUCAAAGAAUGGCUAUGUGGAUGUAGACACCAUGGUGGAAGAUCUUCAGCAUAUUUACAAAGAAUAUGGCAGGAAGAAAAGAAUAGUCUUUAAGAAAGCUGUUGAAAAAGCUUACAGUUGCAUUGAAUCCAAGCAGUCCAGAUCUAAUCAUAACCUGGAUGAAUUUGAGGCAAGGCAUUUGUCCAAACGACGUAAACAAGAGGACGAUGCUGAAGAAGACUCAAACAGUGAUAGUUUCUCAUCUGAUAAUCCAGAUUACGUUCAGGUUCAGGAUUCCAACCUAGUCAACAGUUCUUUGAGCAACCUUUACAUGAAGAGAACUCCCACCAGCACCCCCAAGAGCCGGAGUGCUACAUCCACGCCCCUUGCCACUCCCCUUGUCACACCCCAGGCCACACCCAGGCCUUCAGACAGUGAAGAUGAUGAUCGAGACAGCAUGGAGAUGGGUACUGUGACCCUUGACCUUGCUGGGGCCGGUGACCUGAUGGAGGAUGAUGCGAAGCAGAUAUCCAGGAAGCCAAAGCUAUUGAUGCCAAAUGUCAAAAAGAAGGAGGAAGCUGUAUCAGAUAAGUCAUCUCAGAACAGUAGUUUUUAUAUAUCUAAGACACCAAGCAAGAUAAACAGUAAAGAUGUCAAAACACCUAGUCGAAAAUCUUCUACCAAAGGUGAAGACGGAACGGAGGCCAGCACCAAAAAGAAACCUCGCUCCUCGGAAUCUGAAGGACCUAGGAAAGGAAAGAAAAAAGUUAUUGAACCUCAGCGAUCCACAAACACUUUUGCUGAUAUUGGAGGAAAUGAUAGCACCUUAGAGGAGGUAUGUAAGCUUCUGGUCCACAUGAGGCAUCCUGAAGUCUACCAACAACUGGGAGUGUCUCCACCCAGAGGGGUGUUAUUACAUGGACCGCCAGGGUGUGGCAAGACCCUCCUAGCUAAUGCUAUUGCUGGGGAGUUGGACCUUCCUUACCUGAAGCUUGCAGCAACAGAGAUAGUGUCUGGCGUAUCAGGAGAGUCGGAAGAGAACAUCAGAGAUCUCUUUGAACAAGCACAGGCAUUAGCUCCUAGUGUAUUAUUCAUAGAUGAGAUAGAUGCUAUCACUCCCAAACGAGAGACUGCUCAACGUGAGAUGGAGAGGAGAAUAGUUGCUCAGCUGUUAGCCUGUAUGGAUGAACUAAAUAAUGGAACUUCACACGUGAUGGUGAUUGGUGCGACAAACAGAGUAGAUUCUUUAGACCCCGCCCUGCGGAGAGCAGGAAGAUUUGAUCGAGAGAUCUCAUUGGGUAUACCAGAUGAGAAAGCAAGGACAAGGAUCUUACAUGUUCUUUGUCGUAAGCUGCGUCUGUCUGAUGACUUCAGUUACCACACCCUAGCAGCUUUGACCCCUGGCUACGUGGGUGCUGACCUGACGGCAUUAUGCAGGGAAGCAGCUAUGGCUGCUGUUAAUAGGAUAUUCACCUACCUCCAAAACACAGGAAAACCAAUAUCAGAUACAACUCUUGGGACAUCACUGCAUCGUAAUGGAACUGCAUUAGCCUCUGACCAACCACGGCUACAACACACAGCUGUAUCGGCACAACAUGUCACUGCCACAUUACAAGGACAGGCAACUUCAGCAACAGAGGAGAUGGACACGGGACCUGUCAAUGAGUUGGUUGGCGAGUCUUCAAGAAGUGAUUCAGAUUUGAAGGAAUCAGAGAGUUACAAAAUGGUUUUAAGUUGGUUAAAGGAACAUCCUCCUCUUUCUGAAAGCCAGUUACAAGGUCUCUACAUCACUAUGGAAGAUUUCAAGGUAGCGUUACCCAAUGUCCAACCAUCGGCUAAACGAGAAGGAUUUGCUACCAUUCCUGAUGUGACGUGGGACGAUGUGGGAGCAUUGGAAGGAGUCAGGGAGGAACUCACCAUGGCUAUCCUGGCCCCAGUACGCAACCCAGAAGCCUACCACGCCCUUGGCCUCACUAACCCUCCUGGUAUCCUCUUAGCUGGACCACCAGGGUGUGGAAAGACACUCCUUGCUAAAGCUGUAGCCAAUGAAUCAGGAAUCAAUUUUAUUUCAGUCAAAGGUCCAGAAUUGAUGAAUAUGUAUGUAGGAGAGAGUGAGAGAGCAGUUCGCCAGUGCUUCCAGAGAGCAAGGAAUUCCUCACCAUGUGUUAUCUUCUUUGAUGAACUGGAUGCAUUGUGUCCAAGAAGAUCAGAUGUUUCUGAUUCUGGAUCAAGUGCCAGGGUUGUCAAUCAGUUGUUGACCGAGAUGGAUGGCUUAGAAGCUAGGAAGCAAGUUUUCAUCAUGGGGGCAACCAAUAGACCAGACAUCAUUGAUCCGGCAGUACUCCGUCCAGGAAGAAUGGAUAAGAUCCUUUAUGUAGGAAUUCCUUCAAAUCAAGAUAGGAUAGCAAUACUCAGAACCAUCACGAAGAAUGGUUGCAAACCCAUUUUGGAGAAAGAAGUAAACUUGAACGAUCUUGCAGAAGAUUCAAGAUGUAAUGGAUUCACGGGUGCAGACUUAGCAGCAUUUGUCCGUGAAGCUUCAAUGUCAGCACUGAGAAAGGUCAUUAGGAAUGGUCUAUUAUUAGAGAGGGGUGACCCUGCUGCUGCCUCUCAGAAGGACUUAACUGUUGUUGUCUGCAGAGAUGACUUUGAGGCAGCUUUCAGGAAAGUGAAACCAUCAGUGUCAAGAAAGGAUCGUAUCAUGUACGAGAGGAUGAGAAGUAGCGUGCUCAGGGAUGCGUCUGCAUGUGACGAGGAUGCUAUGUCAAACAAACCUGAGGAAAGCAAUGAGGAUCCAAAGACAUGACCAUAAUCAGAAUGUCCCUUGGAAGCCAAUAGCUGGGCUGAUUUGUGUUUGUGAUUUUGUUUUGAACACUGUUCAGUGAUUGAUGAUAAGAAUGGCUCAUGGACUUGAAUACAUUAUUGCAUUAGAGCAAAACAGAGGUUAAUGCAAGUAUGGAAAAGAAACCAAUAUGCCUUGACCGCCUGUGGAAUCUUGUGCAGUUUCAUGAAAUGAAACAUAUAACUCUAUUCUACUCAGGGUGAUGAAGAACUGAUAUUUUGACUAAAUGGAUUCAAUAUUUAUAAAAGCAAAAUAGAACAAAAUAUGCUUAAGGUCAUGAAUAUGCAAUAAAUGAGCUCAUGAUAUCAAAUAGUCAUCCUUUUUUCUAUAACAUGAAAUCUUAAUUAUUUCAUUUUAUUCUCAGAAGAAAAUAUCUGUUGUAUUAAACAAAUUAUGGCUCAGAUCUUAAAAAUUAAAUUAUUAAUUCUAUUCUUUCAUUAUUGGAGCCGAAAAAUUUGAAUAUUUGCUAUUUCUUAAAUCAAAAUACAUAAGAAGUGUGGGAGUUUACAUCAGCUUGCUCAAUGCAUAUUCAUGACAUGCAUAGAACUAUGUCACCAAAAUAAUGCAAAUAGAAGACAUGCCAAAACAUGCAAUUUUACAUUUAAAUUUGUUGAAAUUUUGAGUGUUUUGCUUGUUUAAUUCUACCGGUACCCUCUGCAAUCAAAUCAAUUAUUUUCAGUAAAAUGUGAAAAUCAUUUUAUAGAAAGUUAAGCUAGGUACCUGGAUUUUCGGUAUUAUUUGGAAUAUUUUGGGGGGUAUUUUUGUUGACUUUUCAAAGGAUUUAGAUAAAUGUGUGUGACAUUUUUUCCAAUCUUGACAUAGAUUUUUAUUGUUUAACUCUCCCUUUUUUUAUUCACCCUUCUAUUUUUCUCUUGAGUUUCAAUACCUUAAUAAUUUUACUUCAUAAUUUGUACUCAUAUUGUUUUUAAUUAAAAUACAUUACAGGAAUGUAGACAGAAAAGAAUUUUCAAUUUCUUAACUUUGAGGUACCAACAUUGGAGUUAAUUUCACAUAUAUUUUAUUUAGAAAUAUGCUCAAGACACUGAAUAUGAGAUUUCCCAUGAUCACUGUGAAUUGCAAUAAUUUGGCCAAUAGGGAUGAACUUUUUUUUUUUUAGAAAUCCUGUUAUGUAUUUAGUUAUAUAUUUUCCCUUUAUGUAAUUAUGUCUAUUGUAUUUGUACAUGUAUGUAACCAUAUCUAUUCUGAUAUUUUGUCUCAUUUCUUUUUAGUACAUGAAUAUACAAUUAUUUAUUGUAAAACAUCAAACAAAGUUUAAUCAAGUCUUUCUUUUCCAAAUUAAUGUCAUGGUUUUUAUUUCCAAUUUGUAUACAACUCCUUCUUGCCAUUACAACUUGUACAAAAUUAUGUUCAGGUGAUUUCAUCAUAAUUACAUUUUCACAUCACAAUAUCAUGGUUUUACUUCACUAGAAGGCAUUGGAAUUAUGUAUAAUUUUACAAUAAUCAAAUAGAAAAGACAAUGGAACACAACAUUAUGCAUGGGUACAGAUUAUGUUAAAAAUUGAACAUUUUUCUUUAGAGUCAAGUGAUAACUUUACCAUUCAGCCAUGAAUUACUUUGUAAUUUUCUAGAAAUACAAAGGCCAAGGACCAGGGGGUCAUUUCAUAAAGCUGUUUGUUAAGUUAGGUAUGACUGGUGAGUACCCCAAAUUAACAUUCAUGGAAGGGCAUUUCCUAUAACUCUAAUCAAACUUUUGACAGUAUUGAAUUGAAAAAUUGAAAAUUUUCAUUGACAGAUGUCAGAUUACAACUUAACCACAAGGGAAUCAGAUUGAUUGCGAAUUUAAAAAAAUGAUGGUAAAUCUGAUUCAGCAUCCGCGAAAGGGUCAGCAGUUGUGUGUGUGACUUAUGAACAGCUCUAUGAAACGCCCACCAAUUGGUUUUGUCACGGAAAAUGAUUGUGUGACCUUUGGCCAUCUCACACAUGGUGCAGCAUGCCAGCAUCAAAAUAAAAGAUGCAAUUUCACUGGAGACAUGAUUUGAUUCAAUUUCACUGAAUGCAAGAAUAAUAGAAUACACAUAACAAAACAAACUACAUGACAAAUGAAAAAAGUGAAUGAAUAUUGACAUUGACAAAUAAUGAUUUUAAAUCAAGUAUGCAUGAAAUAUAAAGUAUCAAAUACCUUCGAUGUUUCCGUUCAAAUGAUUAUCUUCUCUCUAAUUAGCAUAAUUAGUAAUCUAAUACAACACAAUGUUCUGUGUAGAUCAGAAAGAUAAAGUACAACAAACAAAUUAUAAUAGAGCCUGAGGCAUGAGUCUAGUACUUUAUAACUUAAACCAACACAAACCAAACAUGAAUUUAAAUAUUACACCAUUAACACAAUAUUGUUUACACUUAAAUCUGGAGUCAAGAAAGUUGGUCUUCUUAGUCAGGUAAGGUGGUCUUUAAGGAGAGGUUUCUUGGGCUGGAAUUUGAUUAAAUACAAAAGCAGAACUUGUAUAUAUAUUGUAUAUAUUCGGCUAAGUUAUGUCUCUUAAAUCACCAAUUUUCUGACUUUGAGUAUAGUGCUGAAUACUGGUAACACUCCAAUGAGAGACUAUGGGACUACUAGGCUCCAAACUCACAAUUGGCCACAAGGCAAGAUUCUUUG